GGUAAAGUAACUAUUUUAAAAACUUAUGAGCGAAGUAUAUUUUACCCUAAUUUAUGUUUUAGUCUUUGUAUGGCAGAAGCCCAUUAGAAUAAAAAAAAAACAAAAAAAGCCUCUUGUUGAAUCCAAAUUAGAAGAUUAUAUAUGUAAGAAGUGUGAAAUUUGAGAGACAGAGAUCUUUGAUUCCGUACUCCUACUAAUUUUGAAAGAUGAACGGUGGCCCGUCCGGUUUCAAUAAUGCUCCAGUGACAAAGAGCUUUGUAAUUGCAUGUGCGCUCUUCACCGUAUUCUUUGGGAUCCAAGGCCGUUCUUUCAAGCUCGGUUUGUCCUAUCAGGAUAUUUUCAGAAAACUUAGCAUAUGGAAGUUAAUUGUAUCAGUUUUUGCCUUUUCAUCUACACCAGAACUGAUGUUCGGACUUUAUCUACUAUACUACUUCAGGGUCUUUGAGCGACAAAUUGGUUCCAACAAGUACACUGUUUUUAUCUUGUUCUCAAUAAUGGUUUCACUCCUCUUUGAGGUUAUGGCUCUGGCUAUCCUUAAAGAUCCGACAGCCAACCUGCUCACUUCUGGUCCUUAUGGCCUCAUAUUUGCAUCAUUUGUACCGUUUUAUUUCGACAUCCCGGUUUCAACAUGGUUUCGAAUUUUUGGUGUUCACUUCUCCAAUAAGUCUUUCGUUUAUCUAGCUGGUCUUCAGCUUCUUCUAUCAUCUUGGAAAAGAUCUCUCUUCCCAGGAAUAUGUGGCAUUCUUGCCGGUUCCUUAUAUCAUCUAAAUGUUCUUUGCAUCCGCAGGGCUAAGUUCCCUGAGUUUAUUACAUCAUUCUUGUCACGGUUUUCUUGGUCUUCAAUGGGGAAUCUACCUACAGCACCAGCAAGGAAUCUUGCUGGAAAUGUGCCUUCCUUCACAACUCGCCAAGUGGAGAGAACCUAUCCACCUAUUGCUGCACCUUCAACCGUAGAGCCGCCAGAGGACUCCAUUGCUACUCUGGUGUCAAUGGGUUUUGAUCAGAACUCAGCCAGGCAGGCACUUGUGCAUGCUAGAAAUGACAUCAAUGCUGCCACAAACAUUCUUCUUGAAGCACAGUCCCACUAAUUCAACACAAGAAUUGCGAGUCCAGAUGUUAUUUCAUUGGUAUAAAUGCAUGAUCACACAAAUUUCUACACUUUGAUGACAACCAAUUUGCUUUUGCCUCCAGGAAUUUUGUAGCAUUGGUGAGAUCACUAUGAAGUAGUAUUUUCUUCCAUUUCUGUUAGUAGCUAAGUAGGUUGAGGUGAAGUAAUCAUGCACCAAUGCAACUGAAAGCUGGGAGUUUGUAAAAUUGUUUACCCCAUGCAUGUUCUCAUAGAUACUAGUAUUGCAUGUGGGGCUUAUGGUCCAAAAUUACUGAUGAUUUUGUAAAUUUGUUUGAUUUGAAUGGACAAGUUAGGUACCUUUCAGUUCCUGCCAAAUCUCCUCAUUGGAGUAUAAGAAAAAAAGGCAGAUAAUAUAUCAUGGAAGCAAAUGACUGUCAAAUUGCCUUUAGUUGUUUUCCUUUGCAUGUGCUUUCAUGCAUCUUUAUUUCCCAAAUUAUGAAGUGGAUUUG
This is a messenger RNA of Durio zibethinus, 1578 nucleotides long. Its product is annotated as rhomboid-like protein 20. Gene Ontology annotation, molecular function: serine-type endopeptidase activity; protein binding. Gene Ontology annotation, cellular component: membrane. NCBI's taxonomy places the organism in Eukaryota, Viridiplantae, Streptophyta, Magnoliopsida, Malvales, Malvaceae. The record is from RefSeq and is a predicted model, not a curated record.